AGGUCAUCACAACAAGCUGCAUGGUGUUUUCUCACUUUAUGUUCUCAGGGUCCCCAAAAGCGCUGAGGAGAUGCUAACGGGGCGACCCCACAGCUGCUGUUCUCCCUCUCACAACACAGUUUUAACAGUCCACAGUUUUAACCGCGUUCGUCGAAAUCUGUGGAAAUAAUCUUUGCGUUUGAUGUCCAGAGCACCUCCUGUCAGGAAGCCGCUCUCCCACAAACUUUCAGCCGAGCGCAGCGCUUCUCACAGCGGAUCCAUGAGUUUGGAGCUGUCGAGUACUUCAGCGUAGAACCGGUGUUGUCUACAAUGUUGCUCUCACUGCUAUGGCACUGUGGCUCUGUCCUGUUGGGCCUAUCAUGCUGCCUACUGGGAGUGACAUCAUCACUGAACCUGGAGGACCCCAAUGUCUGCAGUCACUGGGAAAGCUACUCGGUCACAGUGCAGGAGUCAUAUGCACACCCCUUUGAUCAGAUCUACUACACCAGCUGCACUGAUAUCCUCACAUGGUUCAAGUGCACACGUCACAGGGUUAGCUACAAGAUAGCCUACCGGAGAGGAGAGAAAACCAUGUACCGCCGCAAGUCUCAGUGCUGCCCAGGGUUCUACGAAAGCAGAGAGAUGUGUGUUCCCCACUGUGCUGAGAAAUGUGUGCACGGCCGCUGCGUGGCCCCCAACACCUGUCAGUGCGAGCCCGGGUGGGGAGGAGCCGACUGCUCCAGCGCAUGUGACAGUAGCCACUGGGGUCCUCACUGCAGUAACCGCUGUCAGUGUAAAAACGGGGCACUGUGUAACCCCAUCACGGGUGCGUGUAUCUGCACAACUGGUUAUCGUGGCUGGCGCUGUGAGGAGCGCUGUGAGGCAGGUACCUAUGGAAACGGCUGCCAGCAGAAAUGCUUGUGUCAGAACAACGCCACCUGCCAUCAUGUCACAGGAGAGUGCACAUGCAGCCCUGGAUACACUGGAGCGUUUUGUGAGGAUCUGUGUCCUCCAGGCAAACAUGGGCAACAGUGUGAGGAGCGCUGCCCCUGUCAGAAUGGUGGAGUGUGUCACCAUGUGACUGGAGAGUGCUCCUGUCCUGCUGGCUGGAUGGGAACAGUUUGUGGUCAGCCCUGUCCUCAGGGUCGCUUUGGUAGGAACUGCUCUCAGGAGUGUCAGUGUCACAAUGGAGGAACCUGCUCCUCGUCUACUGGAGAAUGCUGCUGCAGCCCAGGAUACACUGGAGAAAGGUGUCAGGACGAGUGCCCGGUUGGCAAGUAUGGCGUGAGCUGCAGCCAAACCUGUCGCUGUGAGAAUGGAGCCAAGUGCUACCACAUCAGUGGGGCGUGUCUUUGUGAGCCAGGCUACACAGACGAGCGCUGCGAGACACGCAUCUGCCCUGAGGGCAUCUACGGCCUCAAUUGUGAAAAGAGAUGUCCCUGCCACAGCCAAAACACACACAGUUGUCACCCUGUGUCUGGUGAGUGCUUGUGUCAGCCUGGUUGGUCAGGUGUGUACUGUAAUGAGACGUGCGCUCCUGGAUUCUACGGUGAGGAGUGUCUGCAGGUGUGUGAGUGUCAGAACGGUGCAGACUGCCACAGUGUGACUGGGGAGUGUAACUGCGCACCAGGCUUUAAGGGUGCCAAGUGCUCCAUCCCCUGUCCUGCAGGGACAUAUGGAGUAAACUGCUCCUCUGUGUGCACUUGUAAGAAUGGAGCCAUGUGUUCUCCAGUAGACGGGUCCUGCACAUGUAAAGCAGGCUGGCAUGGAGUUCACUGCUCUAUUAACUGUCCCAGUGGUACAUGGGGACUGGGCUGUAACCUCACCUGCAAGUGCGGAAACGGUGGAGCGUGCAAUGCUCUGGAUGGCCAUUGCACCUGCGCUCCAGGCUGGAGAGGAGAGCGAUGUGACCUGCACUGUCAGGAUGGUACUUAUGGGAUGGACUGUCGAGAGCGUUGUGACUGCAGUCAUGCCGAUGGCUGUCACCCUGCCACUGGGUACUGCCGCUGCCUUGCUGGCUGGACAGGGAUCCACUGUGACAGUGUGUGUGCUGAGGGCCGCUGGGGGCCGAAUUGCUCUCUGCCCUGUAACUGUAAGAACGGAGCAUCGUGCUCACCUGAUGAAGGGACCUGCGAAUGUGCUCCUGGCUUUAGAGGCACCACCUGCCUGGGGAUCUGUUCUCCGGGUUACUUUGGCCACCGCUGCAGUCAGACAUGUCCACAGUGUGUCCAUAGCAACGGCCCCUGUCACCAUGUGACUGGCCAGUGUGACUGUCUUCCUGGUUUUAAAGGAGCUCUUUGCAAUGAAGUGUGUCCCAGUGGCAGGUUUGGAAAGAACUGUGCUUGGACAUGUACCUGCACCAACAACGGCACAUGCAACCCCAUUGACGGCUCCUGCCAGUGCUAUCCUGGCUGGAUUGGCAGCGACUGCUCUCAGCCUUGUCCUCCUGGUCACUGGGGCCCGAACUGCAUCUACACAUGUAACUGUCAUAACGGCGCAUACUGCAGUGCCUAUGAUGGCGAGUGCAAAUGUACACCAGGGUGGACAGGACUUUACUGCACACAGCGCUGUCCGUUAGGUUUCUAUGGUAAAGACUGUUCCCAGACCUGUCAGUGUCAGAAUGGUGCAGACUGUGACCACAUCUCUGGGCAGUGUACCUGCCGCAGAGGCUUCAUGGGACGACACUGUGAACAAAAAUGUCCUCCAGGAACAUAUGGCUUUGGCUGCCGGCAGGUGUGUGACUGCCUUAAUAACUCCACCUGUGAUCACAUGACUGGGACCUGCUACUGCAACCCAGGCUGGAAGGGCGCACGGUGUGACCAAGCUGGUGUAAUCAUUGUAGGCAACCUGAACAGUCUGACCAGUGCAGCAGUGCCAGUAGAUUCCUAUCAGAUUGGAGCGAUCACAGGCAUUAUUGUCCUGGUGCUGCUGGUGCUCUUCCUUCUGCUCCUCUUCAUAAUCUACCGGAAAAAGCAAAAAGGCAAAGAACCUGUAAUGCCUGCAGUUACUUACACCCCAGCCAUGCGGGUCAACACAGACUAUGCCAUUGCAGAUGCACUACCACAGACAAAUGAAGCCCCUGCCAACAGCAACUACUUCUCCAACCCCAGCUACCACACACUGACCCAGUGUACCAGCCCGCCCCAUGUGAAUAACCUGCCUUAUGGAAAGACAAAGAACAACCAGUUGUUUGUUAACCUGAAGAAUGUGGAACCACGAAAGAGGCCGCCUCUGAUGGAGCACACUGGAACUCUGCCUGCUGACUGGAAACAGGGCAGCUGCUUCAAUGAGCUUGGAGCUUAUGGAGUUGACAGACGCUACACAGGAAAAUCUCUUCGAGACCUCGUGAAAGGUGUGCCCUACCAUGCCAGCUCCUGCUCUCUCAACAGCUCAGAGAACCCCUACGCCACCAUUAAAGACCCUCCUCUCCUGUUGCCCAAAAACACAGAGUGUGGCUAUGUGGAGAUGAAGUCCCCCGCACAGAGAGACUCUCCAUACGCAGAGAUACAUAACUCCAGCCCUGCCAACAAAAACGUUUAUGAAGUUGAACCGACUGUUAGUUCUGUCUACACACCUGCCAACAACAACUGCAAUGGACCAUUUGGCCAAGACCCCUAUGACCUACCAAAGAACAGCCACAUCCCCUGUCAUUAUGACCUGCUGCCCACACGGGACAGCCCCCCAUCCCCCCACAAAGAGCUCGAAAGUGAAUGAGCUCUCAGAGACUUGAAUAAAAAAAAGUCCACUGCCAUGGCCUCGCCUUCUUUGGUUUCUUUAUGCUCACUGGUGACUUGAAACUCACUGUCUGCAUAUCUUCACAUCAGUAUGUUAAUGGUUUUAUUGCUCUUUUUAUUGUCAUGGUCAUUAUUCUUAAUCAUAUUCUUUUUUUUUUUUACAAGAAGUACUUCAAGAGAAUUUUGCAGAUGGCUCUCUUUGCUGUCCUAUUGUCCACAUUCAUACUGGAAAAAAUCAUGAAGAAAUUUAAACGAAGGAGGUGACAUUUUUUUGUAGCAGAUUUACUCAGUAACUUCAAUGAAUCAUUCCAUUCAUCGAUGACAACAUAUCACUUGCCUUUAUAUUGUAGAAUGCAAAUACAGAGCGAACCUCAAUUUAUUUUUAUAACGAUGAAAUGUUUAAAGACUUACUCAGUAUUAGAUAUUGGACAGGAGGCUGGAACGUCUUUGUUGCUUUCUGAUUUUUUUUGUGUGUGUUUAGACAAGUUAUUAGCACUAUUGAGAAUCUGUAUUGUCUAAACAAUGUCACAGUUGUACUGUUGUUUUAGAAAGAUUUUUAUUGUCUGCUAGUGUUUUAUCCAUACUAAGUUUAACCAAAGGUCAGAGGGCCAUAAUAACACUUUGUUUUUGUAUCUAUAUUGGCUCUUUUGGUAAAUGUAUUUAUUUAGGACGACCAUCCUUCAGUUCUGUUCCUCAUAGCCCUGGGUUUGCACUCAUCAUCACAUCAUCACUAAUGAUAUAAUUGCAGUUAGACAAAGGUUAGAUCUCAAUGGUAACAUGCUUCUCUUUGAAUGUUUUUGGAUGACAACUUAACCCAACUUGGCCAACUCAGUGUAGGUUUAUGAAAAACCCAACUUGGUUAUUGGAAACAGAUCUAAAAUACUCAGGGGUGGAGGAACUGCAGUACUUCUGUACUUGAAUAUAAUUAGACAUAAACGUGAUAAAGUAUUACUUGAGGAAAGAUACAAAUAUCCUAUUUGUAUUUCCACUUGAGUAAAAGAUAUUUGCUUUUGAAAGUGCUUAAGCAGUGGUGGUCCUAGAAUUUAUUUAGGUGUUACUACAGUUUCUGUUUAAGUGAUAAGUAAGUUCAAAGAACCCCAUAACCAUCUCAUAAUAUAUCUAAAUACACAUGAUGUAAAAAGAACAUUUUAUUAAACAGCUCAUUCCACACAUUCCAAAUAUUUCUCAGCGUGUUUUACAUUCAGUAGUAGAUGUGGUAAAAUAUAUCGCCACAAGGUUAAUUAUUUCAAAGAUACCAUAUUCAGACAUGCAAACUUGUCAGCAGUGUUACUUGUGAACAGUGUUAUAACACUGAAGCUUUCUGGUGCAACCUGAGAAUAAAAUACAGGGAAAAAAUGAUUGCUAUAGAAUGAUUUAGUUCAUUAAUUUUAACAGCUAUACCAAUAUAAGUCAUGUGAAACAUUUUACUUUUCAGGUAGAUGUAUGCAUUAAAAACACCAUAACAAAGUCUAAAGGUCAGUGUGUAAAAUUUGACAGACAUCUGCUUUUUGGCUUGUUAUCAACAAUUAUCAUAAAUAGAGGCUUUUCUAAAAACUCAUUCUUCUGUGUUACAAGUUUAUACUGACUGUGUAAGAUAUGUUGUGCUUGGACCCCAGUGAUCUCCACUUGCAAUGUAAUGUAUAGUCAUUGAGCUCUCAGCCCACAGUUCACAUAAAUCAAGGUGUUCUACCAAAACAAAGUGACAACUAAUUUGGUUGCAAACAAUGAUAAUGUAUGCAUAUUUACAUUUUGCACCACCAUUCGAAAGAAAGAAUUUCUAUUGAAGAAAGAAAUUAUAUAUAUGAAAAUGAAACCAACUUCUCUUGUAACUUAUUCAUGUGUUACCCUUUUAAAACCAUUAAUUUCCAUACAAGUUAAGAAUGCAUCUUCCUUCUCCUGGGAAGUUACCAUUUCUGAGAUACAAGGUUUUGUUACGACAUUGACAAUAUAUAGAGGAUGUACUUUAACUAAUAUUUUACCAAGAAUACUUAUACUCAAGUACAGAAAUAUUGCACUCCACCCCUGAAAAUACUCAAGAGUAAUAAUGCUUAAGCUGGACUUUUGCAGUGUAAUGGAAAUGUUGAUAUGGGGUUAAAAUCAGACCAUUUUUUGUUUUGUCUGGACACAGAUAAAGUAUUAGAGUAUAUAGGACUUUUAUAUGUUUGUGUUGAAUGGUACAAGGACAGCCUCCAGUCUUAACCUACUCUGAGCCAGAUAUUGCAUUUGUAUAAUUGUAUAUAGCUGUUGUACGUUUUAGAAGAAGAUCAUAGAACAUUGUGUUUGAGAGAGCAAAAUACACUCGGUUCUCUGUCUACAGAUUGUAAUAUUGAUAAUUCCUUCAAAAUUACUGUCUAUGUCCUACUUUACAUUCAAUCACAAUACUUUGAAGGAAUUGAAAGGAGUCAGGAAUUGCUGUAUGUAAGUUGGCUUUUGGUACAGCAGAAACAUUCGUCAUUCAUCAUGUUCAAUGUCAGUAAACUUUAAUACUGGAGUGGCACUUUCUUCUUUUUCAGUGACCUGAUUUCCUGAUCUGGGCUUUAAAGUUACUAUAUUUUCAAGAACUUAAUGAAUUUGUUAAUGCCUCUUUAACAUGACAAAUACUGUUCAGAGGAAAAUGAAAAUUUUUUUUGUUAAUUUGCAUUUUGCGUUACAAACAAUAAUAACCACUUGAAGAAAUCAUAGUUUCCAAAAGGCCAGUGCAGAUUUGUGUUGACUGAACUGGAAGGGUAUAUAAUAAGUGUUUCUGUAUAUAUUAUCUACGGCAUCUUUUUUUUCCCUAAUGUUGUGUUUUUUGUAAGAACAAAAUGAAAUUGCACAAUUUUCAUUCUCUUCCCCAAAGAACACCCAUGACAAUGAUAUAUGCCUUGUACUACCACAUUUCUCACAUGCUUUGUAUUGUAUUUUAUUUUCCAGUAGCUUAUACGAACUGUAUGUGCAAUUUUGCUUUACAAUAAAAUGAGGAAAAUGUUUUAAGUAAA
Pygocentrus nattereri (red-bellied piranha) is the source of this 6691-nucleotide messenger RNA. RefSeq names its product multiple EGF-like-domains 10 (gene megf10). Lineage: Eukaryota; Metazoa; Chordata; Actinopteri; Characiformes; Serrasalmidae. Gene Ontology annotation, molecular function: protein binding; scavenger receptor activity. The record is from RefSeq and is a predicted model, not a curated record. The transcript is spliced from 25 exons. The coding region runs from base 310 to 3693 and encodes 1127 amino acids.